AUGGCUCUAUCGACAACAUUAUUUCUGUACAUUCAUACCCGAGAUUUGCAUACCAAACUUAAAGAAAUGGAAGUGAAAAUUCAACCUGUCAGUAUGGUGUCAGGAAAUCAGUUACUCUUAGAUAAUAGUGGUCCUGCAGCACCUACAGGAGUUAGAGCAACCAUGAAAUUACUUGAAAGUACAGGACAAAUGUCAAUGUUACAACCAUCAUUACUAAAUAACACCAGAAAAGCGCAAGUCAACACUGUUUUCUUCAACAGAGUACCAAAAGUUGGAUCUCAAACAUUAAUGGAGCUUAUAAGAAGAUUAAGUAUAAGAAACAAUUUUGGUUUUCAUCAAGAUAUGGUGCAAAGAGUAGAAACCAUUAGACUAUCUCCAGAGGAUCAAGCUAUUUUGGCAGCAUUGGUAUCUAGUUAUGAUCCGCCUGGAGUGUACAUUAAGCAUGUUUGUUUUACUAAUGUUUCAAGUUUUGGAUUACCAGAACCAAUUUACAUUAAUUUGGUUCGAGAUCCGGUUGAACGUGUUAUAUCAUGGUAUUACUAUGUUCGAGCCCCUUGGUAUUACGUUGAACGGAAGAUUGCUUUUCCUGAUAUACCUCUGCCUGACCCGAAAUGGUUAAAAAAGGAUUUUGAGGAAUGCGUCUUAUCUGGAGACCGUGAAUGUAGAUACCUAAGAGGAGAAAUACGGGAAGGUAUUGGUGAUCACCGACGUCAGUCGAUGUUCUUUUGCGGCCACCAUCCUGACUGCUUACCGUUCAACACAGAAGGAGCCUUAGAACGUGCAAAAAGGGCAGUCGAAAGGAAUUAUGCUGUUGUAGGUGUAUUGGAAGAUUUAAAUACAACUUUAACAGUCUUAGAACAUUAUGUGCCUCGAUUUUUCGAAGGAGCUACUGAUAUUUAUUACAAUGAAAUAAGUCGCUACCAUCCCAUCAACAAAAACAACUUCAAGCCACCCGUCAGCGAAGAAGUUAAAGAGUUGGUGAGAAAAAAUUUUACGAAAGAAAUCGAAUUUUACGAGUUUUGCAAACAGAGACUACACAAGCAGUAUUUAGCCCUAAAGCUGCCCGAUGCCGGCACUUAA
Molecule: messenger RNA, 1080 nt
Organism: Diabrotica balteata
Lineage: Eukaryota; Metazoa; Arthropoda; Insecta; Coleoptera; Chrysomelidae
Source: the annotation of a GenBank genome assembly